UCCUGCGCGCCUGUGAAGGGUAGCGCGCGCCCGCCGUCUGCUGGCGCUGCGGGAGGUGGGAGAGUCAGCGCGCGCAGCGCUUAGACAGCGACGAAAGUGUGCGGGUGCCGGCCAGAGAGGCGUGGCGGGUGCCAAGAGUUUUAGUAUUAUAUACUCGCACUUUCCUCGGAUCCGCAAAGUGUCCUUUUGUGUGAAAUAAGACGGAACUAGAUCGCGAGACUAAGGACCCUGAGUAAGGAGUGAAGAUGGAGGAAGGUGCCCGGGAUGCAGACAGUGACGAAACAGUGAUCGAGGGAUCGGUGACAGAGAGCGACCAGGACGAUGACGAGCUGCCCUGGAGAAGGUUGCUCUUUAAUAAAGACACAGCAUGUAGAUCUGAAUUCAGUCCCCGUCCUGGUGUAAAUGGAAUGUGGAAAGGUAUACAUUCUCCUGAGAUUCAACAUGUGCUCAAACUCAGAAAGAACUCAGAAGAGCAAAAGAAUAAAAAGGAGGUGAUGCAGACUCUUAGUGAAGACACAAUGUUACAGGAAUUACGUGAAGACAGAGAUUCUCCUGAAACUAGCCUUCUCUCAGGUACUAUUAUUAGAGGAUCUGAUUUGAUUGCUCUAAAGGAGAAAUUAUUAACUGAACCAGCAGUAUCAAAUGCAUUUUCUGAGCCUGGAAAGGAAGUAACACUGACUACAACUUCUAAAGAAACCAAAGAUGAAGAAAGCUCUCUUGAAACUUUCGUGUCUGCUUUAGAAAAAUUGUUAGGAUCACCAGCAAGCACCCAAGAUGAAAGACUACUUGAAAUAAUUAAUGAUUUUGAUCCUGGAGAGUUGAUGAACCCAUUGAGCAACUCCUCGAGUUCCAUAUUAGCUCCUUUGAAUGAUUUGCCAGCAUGUUCUAGAGAUUUACUAGAAGGCAUGAAGGAUGAUGAUGCAUUGACACUGGAGUGGUUGACAGCCAUCAGCACAUUGCCAGAUGCCAAUAUAGGACCCAUCUGUCAAGGACAAGAGCAAGGCAGCAGUGUUAGUGGUGGAAAUGAAUGUUUAGAAGUAAAGCCUGGUAUGUCUCAGAUGGAUGAAGAUUGCACACAAAUAGCACAGACUGUGGACGACCCAAAAUCAUUUGGAUUUCAUACUUUGACUCAUAAAAAUGCAACCUCUUAUAAGAUACUAAAUAAUAAUGAAAAUUCAGAUCCCGUGAAAAAUACCUCUGUCAAGGGAACUCCAUGUGUACGAAGAAGAUCAUCUAGACUGGAAAAGCUGAGAGUAAGCAGAGAUAAAAAGCAUAGGGAUGACACGGCUAAGGUGUCAGAAAGGGUUUUACCAAAAACCCUUGACUGUGUGGAGCAAAUAAAUAAUAAAUCUCCAGGCAAGAAUUUCAGAAUGCAGAAUUCUGUUUUAAUCACUAAAGGUAAAAGGAACAGUAUGUAUUCAUCCAGACUCAAGAGUGAACAGAUAAAGAAAAAUGAACAACUUACAAUAAAAAAUGUGAAAAAGAAGAUUUAUAACAUGAGUCUUUCUAACAUAAACCGGAGAAACAUUUUUGGAGAGAAUUUACUGUAUAGAGCUGUUCUGCAUAACGAUGCUGAUUUGGUUCACCAUUGCAUAAAAAAUGGUGGAAAAGUCAAUCAGCCAAGUUACGCUGGUUGGACAGCACUUCAUGAAGCUAGUGUUGGAGGAUUUUAUCGGAUAGUACGUGAACUGUUAAAGGGUGGAGCAGAUGUAAAUAUCAAAGGAAUGUACCAGAUUACUCCCCUACAUGAUGCUGUGAUAAAUGGACAUCAUAAGGUGGCAGAGUUGCUUCUUUUGAAUGGAGCUGAUCCAUUAUUUAGAAGUGAUCAUGGAACGUGUGCUUUGGAUGAGGCCAAAGAUUCAUAUAUGAAGAAUCUCCUUAAAAAAUAUGUUCCUAAAUAUAAAAAUUGCCAUGUGUCAGCUCGAAGGAAGAACACUAACCCAGCAUAUGUAGAAGACGUCCAGCAAUACAAGAAACCAAGAUAUAGUUCUAAUAAUCACACUGAAUUUGUUCAUGACAAAAAUUCUAAUAGACAGAAUCCAAGACAUGUAGAAAUCAAUAAAGGAAGCAAAGAUUUACUUACAAAUAUAGAAGGUAUAUAUGAACAUUACCAGAAAGAUUUCAGGAUCACAAAAUUUCACAAGCCCAAGCAUAAACAAUCAACUGUUGACCAAAUGCACUCUAUAGGACUCAGAAAAGACAAGCUCCACAGUGUCAGAGAUAACAGAACUAGCGUGUCUGAAAGAAAAGGACGAGGAAACAUGCAGCACAGGUGGACUCAAGUAGAUGACAGAGUUUGCAGUUUAAGUCAGGAAAUAGCUAUUUCUUCUUCCAGGAGAAUGAAUACAUUGGCUACUCAUGAACAGCAUACUCUCCAAACCCUGGAUGACCUUCCAGAAGAGUCAUGUGAAUUUUCUACCCCAACUCUGUCAAGUUUGAAAAAUGGAUUUGAUGGCAAUAAUGAGGCUUGUUUAGCUUCCGAAGAGUCACGUACCCAUAACCUGGAUUUAUCAAGCAGUCAGGAAGUCCAGUGCUUAGAAUUAGAAUCCAUUGAUCAAACUAAAGCUGCUUCCUUCUCUGGACUUUCAUUAUAUAAAGAAAUUAAAUUUCCAGUUGUUACCAAAGAUCAGCAGCCCCCCACCAACCAAGAACAAUGCAGUAACCCUUGUCAGUUCCCUGAAAACUAUAGCUCAGAUAACAAAGGCAAGAACAUUAAUGAAUGGGAAAAUUCUUUUGUAUUGUUUAUAAAGGGACAUGUUGAUAAUGAUGGUGCUCACUGCACCUCUGAGAUGUCUAUAACAUCAAAAAUAGAGAUACAUUCUGUAGAGUACACAAGUCACUGCAAUAAUGAAGAGACUAGAACAAAUAGAGAAGAAAUGGAUACUCUACAAUGUUCAUCUUCUGAAAUGUGUAUUUCACGGGAAAAUGACUUAAAAACAGGGAGCCCAAUUCUACUUCAACAACAGAAAGCUAUUAGUUUUUGUGAUUCAGAUAAUACGUUCAUUUCUGAACAACAUGUUGCAAAUUGUGAACAGUACAUAUAUGAAACUUCUUUUGAUCACUCACACACCAAUACUGACCAAACUUUCCUGCCUUGUACAAGACUGCCUUUAACACAUGAAAUUUCAAAGUUGACUAGUCAAGUGGAGCUAUUAGAAAAAUCUCAAGAUAAUGCCCCCAAAGAACCAACUCCUUUAAUAAAUCAAACGGAUACAGACAAUGUGGAAAACAAACAAGACAAUGAAAGGAAUCACACUAUGAAAGGCCAAACACCAAGUUCUUCAAAUAGCCCUUUCCCCACAGUUGUUCAUUCUCAAGUAACAGAAACAACUAAAGUGGAAAAGAGGAGAGAAGACCUUCCAGAGAAUGAAACCAUGUGUAAUAUAGACUUUCAUUCCACUGGCAGUAUGAAGAAAAAAUUGGCCAACAUCUCACAACUUAAUCAAAGAGAAGAGAAGGAAAUUUACCACAAGUCAGAGGAACUAACUAAUACCAGAAAAAAUGAAAGCGCUGUAAGAAACUGUAAGGAGAAAAAAGAAAAAAUAGAUUCAGAAAUUCACAUGCCUCCUAAUUCCCAAGAGCACAGAAAAGAUCAGAAUUUCAAAAAAAGCAAAAAGUUCUUGAAAGCUGCCUGCAGCCAAGAAGUGAAUACUGCUCGGAUCCAUAAGAGGAAUGCCAAAGGGGAAAGCCAGCUUCAUUUAGCUUCCAGAAGAGGAAAUCUGUCCCUAGUGAAAAGUCUAAUAGAAUCUGGAGCAGAUGUGAAUCUAAAAGAUAACGCAGGUUGGACACCACUUCAUGAGGCAUCUAAUAAGGGAUUUAGUGAUAUAAUUUUAGAGCUAUUGAAAUCUGGUGCAAAGGUAAACUCUGAAAAUGUAGAUGGAAUUCUGCCCUUGCAUGAUGCUGCUGUGGGGAAUCAUUUAAAGGCAGCUGAGAUACUACUAGAACAUGGAGCGAACCCUAAUAAAAAAGAUCAGAAUCAGAAGACUGCUUUGGACGAAGCGGAUGAUGAAAAAAUGAAAGAGUUGCUAAAAUUGUAUGGUGCUGUUGAGUCUAAUAAUGGAGAUGAGAGUAAUUCUACGGUUACUGUAAAAAUUCCAGAUAUUCAGCCAAAACGAUAUAAGCAGUGUACUGACGAUAACAAAACUGUUGAUCCUCCUGCCCCUUUUCAUCAAGCGAAAAGAAGUGAAAGCCUUCCUGUGCAUCAGACCAUCAGUGCCAUUCUACGAGACAUAGAGGAAAAGCAAGAUAAUUUAUUAGAGUUUGAAAUAAGAAACCCUGAAGAUGCAGAACAAUACAUUGGAAAGAUGUUAGAGAUAAAAGAAGUUAUGGAUAAUAUACUUGCUCAACAGAAAACAGAAAGGGAUGAUCUGGCUAAAAAAUACAGGGUAUCCAUGGACUCAUUUAAGCAUGGGGCCCUGCGAGAACAACUAGCCAACCUGGCCACAAGACAGAAGAGCCUUUUAGUUGUGGCAAAGAAACAGAAAAAAAUAAGAUCGAAAAUUCAAAAUUAUAAGACUGCCACACCAUUUUCUAGUCUUAGUUUAAGGAAAUUGCCAUGCAAUUCAGACAACCGAAAGCUUACUAGUGUGGAAAAUUCAGUGCAUUCCCAGUCAGGCUCAUGUUCUCUUAUCAAUGUUGCUGAUAGAAGCAUGCAAGAAGUACCAUGGGAUGACAGCCAAAAUACUAACACUUGUCUAAAUUCAGAGUCAGCCAGAAGAGAAGAAUUCUCUAGAAAUGAGGUGAUUUCUAAACAAAAUGUCCAGCAUUGUACCUUGGGUGGGUUAUUGAAAUCCAGGCACUCAAAUGGCCCUGAGAAGAUGAAGUUAUCAUCCCAACCUGUUGCUUUUAUUGAUCAAGUAGAAUAUUCACAAGAAGAAAAUGUUCUUACAGAAACUAUGGCCAAAGGGCAUGAAUUUGAUAGUUCUCCUGCAGUAACCAGCACAAUUAAUAUUUCAGAAGACAAAAGUGUAUUUUCCCAAAAUGAUACCUGUCCAGCAACUGUUACUUGGGAUCAAGACCUCUCCCAUUGUGAUCCCAAAAGAAGAAACAAGAAAAGAGCUUCCCAGCAACCACCUGGAGGGUUAUGUGAACCCCUGGCACAGCAAGGGAUUACUGUCUUAGCCACUAAUACUGCGCAUCAGGCAAAGCCUUGUCUUAAAGAAACAGCUUCUUCUGUUUCCCAUGCUGAGGGCAUUCAGAUCUCUUCUUCCUCUAGGUCCAUCCAUCAACAUUCUAUUAAAAAGCCUUUAAACCACAAUACAGCUCCUAAAAAGAAAAGUGUGCAGUUGAAAGAUUUGAUAUUGCUUGGAAGAAUUAAGCCGGGAAAUAACAUUCUGGAAUUCAAAACACAGGAGACCACCCACAAAGCCAGUAUUUUAUUAAGUGGUAAACUCAAGGUAGAAAGUGGUCAGAUUUAUCAAAGCCCAGUUACCUGGCUCAAGGAUCUUCUGGGAGGCAACAGUUAUGUCACCUGGAACUAUGCUUGGAGUAAGGUAACAUAUCUUGGGAAGGAGCUUUUGAAAUAUGUUUCUGAAGACGUCCCUGCACCUCCAGAACCCAAUAACACAGCUCAGCACCAUCACCCAUGUCUGCCAGCAGGCACUUCCAGAAAGUCAGUGGAAAGCAUCCCUCACUAUCUACAGAUAAAAGAAAUACUUUUAAUCAGCGAUCAAGAAUUUCUGCCAAGCCAUGUAAUGGAUCAGCAUUGGAAGUUCUAUGUGGAAUGUGAGGAGCUAGAAUUCUGAAGUCUUGUAUUCUUAAUAGUUUACUUGGUGUUUGUUUAGUAUUAUGAACAGCCUUCCGUCCUUUAGCUUGUAUGGUGGGCCUAAUUUAGUAGUGGGUUACUACUAGAGAUAAGUAUUUACUGUUAUAAGAAAAUUGUUAUGGUAAGUGUAAGACUUUUUGCCAUUGAAUAAAGACAUUUCUGAAUAA
Molecule: messenger RNA, 5931 nt
Organism: Nannospalax galili (Upper Galilee mountains blind mole rat)
Lineage: Eukaryota; Metazoa; Chordata; Mammalia; Rodentia; Spalacidae
Gene: Ankrd31
Product: ankyrin repeat domain 31
Exons: 22
Coding region: 246-5744 (1832 amino acids)
Molecular function (GO): protein binding
Source: RefSeq, a predicted model, not a curated record